This is a messenger RNA of Anguilla rostrata (American eel), 1714 nucleotides long. It is a transcript of the gene dbx1a, whose product is annotated as developing brain homeobox 1a. Gene Ontology annotation, biological process: cell differentiation in spinal cord; regulation of transcription by RNA polymerase II. The record is from RefSeq and is a predicted model, not a curated record. Bases 202 to 1185 code for a protein of 327 amino acids. The transcript has 4 exons. Lineage: Eukaryota; Metazoa; Chordata; Actinopteri; Anguilliformes; Anguillidae. Gene Ontology annotation, molecular function: DNA-binding transcription factor activity, RNA polymerase II-specific; DNA binding.
ACUUUGUUGAACCUCAUUGUUAAAGCUGUCACUUUUGAAAGGGCUUUGCUAAGCAGGACGCUAUAAAACCCGUCAUCGAGUGAGAACGGCCAGAAGAGUACUGCUAGUCUUAUCGGUUGGAUCCUAACGGGGGAAAAAAUCUCCUGCAAUCAAAAAGGGGUGUUUCGUUUAUACUUUUCCACACACUUUCCAAGCGGCGCAAUGAUGUUCCCAAAUGUAAUUGCACCACCUGCGAUGUAUCCGGGUUUUCUUCGGCCGUCGGCGGCCCUGACUCUGCCCCAGUCUCUGCAAUCGGCGUUUACCACUCACUCCAGCUUUUUAGUGGAGGAUCUGCUGCGGAUCAGCCGACCGGCGAGCUACUUGCACAGGACAGUCCCUUCGCCAAGUGUUUCUCCGCCGACCUCGGGAACCACCACCCUCAACACCGCUUCGGCUGAUCGCGUUAGCACUUCCACCUCCUUGUCAAGCGGAACAUGCUCGGCACAAACUUCACUUUCCAACAGCAGCGACCCCAACUAUUUGAAGUUUGGAGUUAACGCCAUCCUGGCACCAUCGACAAGAAACGAAUCGUCGCCUCCUUCCAUUCAGUGUGUGCAUCCGAAAGCAUUCCCUUUGCCCUAUUUUGAUGGAUCGUUCCAUCCAUUCAUCAGAUCAUCGUAUUUUCCAGCAUCUUCAUCGGUCGUGCCCAUCCCUGGAACUUUCUCAUGGCCGCUUGCAGCUAGAGGGAAACCCCGGAGGGGGAUGUUGAGACGGGCGGUGUUUUCUGACGUGCAACGCAAAGCUCUCGAGAAAAUGUUCCAGAAACAGAAAUACAUCAGCAAACCCGACCGGAAGAAGCUCGCGGCCAAACUUGGUCUGAAAGACUCACAGGUGAAAAUUUGGUUUCAAAACCGAAGAAUGAAAUGGCGAAAUUCCAAAGAAAGAGAGUUGUUGUCUUCCGGAGGGUGCAGGGAGCAAACGCUGCCCACGAAAAUGAAUCCCCACCCGGACCUCAGCGAUGUGGGCAAAAAGUCGUCCGGGGAAGAGGAGGCUUUCGGGAGAGAGAGCCCGCGAGCGGCGUUCUGCCAUUCACCCACGGAGCGCAAACUCUUGGACAGUGUGGAGUCGCACCUCUCGUCCCCGUCCCACUCCAGCAAACACUCAGACUUUUCAGACUCCGAGGACGAAGAAAUCACAGUCUCUUAAUCUAAAAAAAAAUUUAAAUUAUGUUUACAUAUAGCUGCCCUUUAUAUAUUGCUUAUAUACAAAUUAUGUAAUCAAUCUCUAAAUGUAAGAGGAUGUAUCCCUUAAUGUAGGCGCAGACGUUCCCAAGAUUUUAACAGAUUUCUUCCACAUGUUCUAUAGGCUACGCUCUGUUUAACGGACUCCCUCAAAACAAGGUUGCAUAAGAUAUUUUCUUUGGUACUUAACUUGGACCGUACUUGUACACACAAACAUCUAAUCGUUUAUUUUAAGGGAUAUGCUUCUUUGAAAUAACUUGCUGUGUUUGUACAGCUUUUUAUUGUACAGUAUUAUGUACAAAUAUAUUUUGUAUGGAAAUUUUAUACCAAGAGUAUUAUGAGUAAGGCUUUUUACAUUAGAUUUAAUGUUUUUAACUAAGAAAUGUAGAAGUUAAAUGUAUAACUUAUGAAAACAUAUAUUUUGUAUGCCACUGUGUGUAAAUGUGUAUAUAUUCUAAAUGUUUUGUACAAACGCCAAAUAAAGUGUAGAAAGU